Molecule: messenger RNA, 525 nt
Organism: Vicia faba (fava bean)
Lineage: Eukaryota; Viridiplantae; Streptophyta; Magnoliopsida; Fabales; Fabaceae
Source: the annotation of a GenBank genome assembly
AUGAAAUCUUCAAUCACAUGUCUUUCCAUUCUAAUCCUCUUAACAACCUCAAACGCAUCAAACCAAACCGAGAAUCUCUCUGUCUACGAAACCCUUCAGCAAUAUGAUUUCCCUGUUGGUAUUCUUCCACAAGGUGCCACAAGCUACGAGCUAAACAAAAACACAGGCAAGUUCACGGUGUAUUUUCAAGGAACAUGCAUCUUCGGUAUAAAAUCUUACGAUCUUAAGUACAAAUCUACUAUCAAGGGAUUUAUCUCCAAAGGUAAACUCAGUAAAUUGAAGGGUAUUAGUGUCAAAGUUGAACUCAUAUGGCUCAAAAUUGUGGAGGUGACUCGUCAUGGUGAUGAUCUUGAGUUUUCUGUUGGUAUUGCUUCUGCUGAAUUUAGUAUUGAUAACUUUUUAGAGAUUCCUCAGUGUGGGUGUGGAUUUGAUUGCAACGGUUUGAAAGAAGCAUGCAAUAGGGGGAAGAUGCAAUGCUCUAUGAUGUUAAACUCUAUUGGCUUGGCACUUGCGUGUUGUGUCUAG